ACGGCCCUCUCAGCUCCGUCUCCAUGAAAAUAUAUUUUUUUAAUGAUUGCGAAAGAGGAAAUUUUCAUAGAAAGAAAUUUUCUUCGACAAAGAGCCCUCAUUUGAAAAUCUAAGGUCAAACUGCGAGGACUGAUAAUAAACUGGGAUUUGUGAUUGCACACCUAAUUUUUUCGACACGUGCACACAAAAGCUUUUGUGAGAUAAAAUUUUUGCCCUUCUCUUAAAAAUUAAUCUGGAAAAAACGUUUUUUUUCUAAUACCUACAACAAUUUUAUUUUAUUUUUGUUGGGCUGGAAAAAAGGCAGUUAAGCAUCAGCGAUAAAAUGUGUUCUUUAGAUGAAACAAAUGCCGUUAAAAGUCUGGCGAAUGGAAGAUAUACGCUCGUAGGCGUAGAUAUCGACACAACCGGCAAAAGGCUUAUCGAUGAGAUUGUCCAGUUAGCAGCUUACACGCCAAAUUCACACUUUGAGCAAUAUAUUAUGCCGUACAUGAAUCUUAAUCCAGCUGCAACAAACCGUCAUCAAGUGCGGGUGAUUACAAUCGGAUUUUAUCGUAUGCUGAAGUCAUUGCAAACUUUCAAGGUUAUUAAAUCAAAAUCAGAGGUUGCAGCUUUAAAAGACUUCCUUAACUGGCUGGAAAUGUUGAACAAAAAUAAUCCAGACUCUGAUGGCAUAAUUAUGAUCUAUCACGAAGAAAGAAAAUUCAUUCCGUACAUGAUUCUAGAGUCACUAAAAAAAUACGAUCUCCUGGAGAGAUUCCAGAAAACGGUAAAGGCAUUUGCAAAUGGCUUUAAUUUAGCCAAAACAAAUGUCACCAUAGCAAAUGAAGCCGGCAGUCCAAUACAGUAUUUGAGUUUGAAAAAACUCACAAAAGCCCUCUCAGGAGCUGGUGAUAAAAACAACAACAAUGAGGAUCAAGUCAGCUCCACUUCUUCGCCAAAGGCAGAUAAUUCAGGCGAAUCAACUGUUUCACCAAAAACAGAAAAUAAAAAACAGCGUAGGAAUCGUCGCCGAUCGAACAGUGAAUCGGAUAUAUUCGAUGGAAGCGCCAGUAUUCGUGCCAAGAUGACUUAUAAUGUCGCACUUCGUCUAACAAACAACCAUAAUAACAAUGGAAAAGCCUCAGAAGCUGAAAACAUGCAUGACAUUAUCACACAGUAUGCACAACCUAUCUCCUGUGAUCUGGACGAAUUGGAAAGUCAAAAUUUGAUGCUAGAACGUCAGAAUUCCUUCCGUCCGGUGUUUUUAAACUAUUUCAAGGCAACACUUCAGCACCGUUUGCGUGCGGUCAAGUAUCGCAUCAUUUUGGCUGAAAAUGGUCAUGACUUGAAUAGUUUGAAUACAAUUUGGACAGAAAAACAGAAAGAAGGUCUCGCAGAAGUCAUUCAAGCCAUUGAGGACUUGAAACAAGAGGACAAGACAGAUCUGAUUGAUUUGUUUGAUAGUUUUUAUGAUCCAGCAAAAACAACAAUCAAACCCUUGGUAAAAAAUAACCGUAGAACUUCAAGGCGAUCGGGUCGCAAUAAGGAAAAUCAAGCUGGUGGUGACUCCAACCAUGGUUCUGGUAACAAUAAGGCACAGCCUGACUCCACAACAAAAGAUGGUUCUUCGCGAAAAGCCCCUCGAUCACGCAGGCGUCCACGUUCGCGUAACAAUACAAAUGCCAACAAUAAUUUAAACGUAGCAAACACGCCGACUUCUCUUUCAUCUGCAGACACACUCAUCUAUACGCCAGUUGCUGCAGUUGUUCCAGAAAUCGCCAAGGUGCCUUUGGUUUCUAAUUUGUAAACAAAUAAGACUCAGUGAAUUCAUUGUUAAAGAAUUCAACUGACUAAAACGUGCCUUUAGCAAACACAGAAACACUAAGUAGGAUAAAACAAAAACACAUUUUUUUACACAGCACAAAGAUGUUGCAUUUAUUGCCAACAUAUCGAUUACAGAUUUUACAUACUUUGAUAGUAUUUUUACUAUAACCAUGGAGUUCUUUAAACAAUAUUACAAAAUAACUUUUUUUUUUCAAAAAUCUUCUUUCAAACGCAGAGAAUAUAAGAAAACAAAACUGAAGUGGAAAAUUUAAACUAAAAACAUGAAUUUGAUGGACUAAUCAAAUUCAAACAGAUAAACUUAUCACCCACUUAUGGAAUUGUUUCAAAUCGUCGUCGUCAUCGUAGUUAAUGAAAUUUUCAAUUGUUUAUUUGUAACUUUCGGAUAAACCAUAAAUUAUUCUAUGUGGAAACGAAAGAAGAUCCAUAAAACAAGAAAAAAAAUAUACAAAAAUGAAGAAAAGAAAAAUAACAAACAACAACAAAAAAAAUAAUGAAUUAAAAAAACGUUAUGAUGCAGUUUUAGUUUGACUUAGCAGCUAAAAUUUCAUUUGGAAAACUGCCUUCGAAGUAUGGUUCUAUGAGUUUCUAUUUUUUUGUUUGUCCUUCUAGUGUCCAGUCUAGUGGGCAUUGGAUUAUUGAAUUAUUGAAUAAUUAACCUUUUUGUAGCAAAAAAAAAUGCCUUAUUAAUGAAUUAUAAACAAAAAUAUUAUUUUUGUUGGAAAAUAUUAGAAUACAUGCCACAAAUGGUAAAUAGUAAAACUUAAAAAUAAGUAUAGCUCACGCGCAUAGAACCAACUAGUAGUCUGGCAAUAUUAAUAUUAUUGAUUUAAAAAAACUAGCAUAACUAUCAUAUUCUUACAUCUCUUACUGUUGAUCGAUGUAAUUUGAGUUAUUAUAAUCUUUUAUUUUUUUUUUUGAAUAGUGCAAUUAAUGCAAAUAUGCAUUUGCUUUCCAUUGUUAUCAAUUAAAAAAAUGUUUUUUUUUUCUUUAUAUACACACAUAUAUAAUAUAUAUAAUAUAUUUUGUUUAGAAAUAAUAAAUUGUUGAAUUGAGUCUAA
Eupeodes corollae is the source of this 2882-nucleotide messenger RNA. It is a transcript of the gene exu, whose product is annotated as maternal protein exuperantia. Gene Ontology annotation, molecular function: protein homodimerization activity; RNA binding. Gene Ontology annotation, biological process: bicoid mRNA localization. NCBI's taxonomy places the organism in Eukaryota, Metazoa, Arthropoda, Insecta, Diptera, Syrphidae. The transcript is spliced from 5 exons. Bases 323 to 1786 code for a protein of 487 amino acids. The record is from RefSeq and is a predicted model, not a curated record.